Molecule: messenger RNA, 3573 nt
Organism: Orycteropus afer afer
Lineage: Eukaryota; Metazoa; Chordata; Mammalia; Tubulidentata; Orycteropodidae
Source: RefSeq, a predicted model, not a curated record
AUGGAUGACAAAGGAGACCCGGGCAGUGAUGACACCCCGAAGGCCAUCAAACCCACAAGUAAAGAGUUCAGGAAGACCUGGGGCUUCCGAAGGACCACGAUUGCCAAGCGUGAGGGCAUGGGAGAUGCUGACGUGGACACCCUGGAGCACCCGCCGCAGCAGCCCACGCAGAGCCUGUCCCUGCGGCGCAGCGGGAGGCAGCCCAAGCGCACGGAGCGGGUGGAGGAGUUCCUCACGACCGUCCGACGCCGUGGAAGGAGGAGCAUCCCUGUCUCCCUCGAGGACUCGAGUGACCCAACAUCUUGUCCGGUCACUGAUGUUGAAACAGCCUCUGAAGGGAGUGUGGAAAGCAGCUCUGAGGCCAAAAGUGGCCCCAAGUCUGGUGCCACAGGCAGUAAGGAACACCCCGCCUCUUCUGAAAAGGCAAAAGGGGGUGACGAGGACGACGAUACCUCCGACAGUGACAGUGAUGGGCUGACUUUGAAAGAACUUCAGAAUCGCCUUCGAAGAAAGCGGGAAGAGGAGCCAGGCGACAGGCCCCUGAAAGGGACGCAGAGCCGCCUGAGGAAGAAGCGGCGCGAGGAGGCCCCGACGGAAGCCGUGGAUGGCGAGGCGGGCGGCAUUGUUGAGGGCUCACCGCCUAGCGAGCUGGAGCCAGAGCCUGGCCCGGGGGCAGGCGAUGACAAGGACAGUAAGCCGGAAGGGAGAGUGGCUCAAGGCGAGCGGGAGGAGGAUCCCGCAGAGACUGUCAGGCCCAAACCCGAGUGUGAGGUUUACGACCCCAACGCUUUGUACUGCCUGUGCCGGCAGCCUCAUAACAACAGAUUUAUGAUCUGCUGUGACCGCUGUGAGGAGUGGUUUCACGGUGACUGUGUGGGCAUCUCGGAGGCCCGAGGGCGGCUUCUGGAGAGGAACGGGGAGGACUACAUCUGCCCGAACUGCACCAUCCUGCAGGUGCAGGAUGAGACGAACGUGGAAAGCACCGCGCAGCAGGAAGCCCCAUCUCGGCAUGGGGAUGCUGACGGCACAGACUUCACAAGCCUGGGAGCAGUAGAGCAAAAAUCGAGUGAAGACCAAGGAAUAAAGGGCAGGAUUGAGAAAGCUGCGAAUCCAAGCGGCAAGAAAAAGCUCAAGAUCUUCCAGCCUGUGAUCGAGGCUCCCGGCGCCUCUAAGUGCAUCGGCCCGGGGUGCGCUAACGUGGCACAGCCCGACUCGGUUUACUGCAGCAGCGGCUGCAUUCUGAAACACGCUGCAGCAACCAUGAAGCUCCUGAGUUCCAGUAAAGAACAAAAACCCAAACUCAAAGAAAAGCUCAGGACAAAACCAGAGAAGCUCAUCCUUCCAAAAUGCAGCGUGCAGGCAGGCAUUAAAAUUUCUUCUGUGCACAAGAGACCAGCUCCAGACAAAAAGGAAAGUGUUGUGAAGAAGCCCGUGGCGGCACCUGCCAGGAACGAAGGGUCCAUGAAGGACUCAGCCCCCGAGAGCAGCACGCCAUCCUGGGCAAGUGACCACAACUACAACGCUGUGAAGCCUGAGAGGCCCACAGCCGUCUCAGCACCACUGGUGUACAAAUCCGUGAAGGAUGAGCAGAGGACAAGGGAGAAGCCAGCAGCAGCCAUUACCAUGCCCAAGAAAGUGGCUCCCUCAGGCCCAGUGCUCGGCAAGCCACCUUCUUCCCUGCCCGGAAACUUCGUCUCGAAGAAGUCGCCUGCCUUUACUCCCGGGUCGGCUGCCAAGCAGGCCGUGAAGAAGUCGCCUUCUGGUUUCAAGGGCGCGGUGCCUCAGAGGCCCUGGCUGUCGUCCGCGCCUGCAGGCAGUGCUGCUGCCGCGAAGCAGCUGAGGCUGGCGCCUGUGGUGGCGUCCGCCCCGAGGAAGUUGGCCAGCCCUUCGGUGGCCGGAGGACUGAGGCGGCCCAUGGCCUCACCUGCGCCUGCAGCCUCUCCAGCCCCAGUGCGACUUGGGGCCGUGAGCCCCGCCCCGUCGCAGCCAAAUUCACAGAUUCGACAGAACAUAAGGCGCUCGCUCAAGGAGAUCCUGUGGAAAAGAGCCAGCGACAGUGACGACUUGAUCAUGACAGAGAACGAGGUGGGCAGGGUCGCCCUCCUUAUCGAGAAAGAGAUGUUCAGCCUGUUCCAGGUCACAGACAACCGCUACAAGAGCAAGUAUCGCAGCAUCAUGUUCAACCUCAAGGACCCCAAGAACCAGGGGCUGUUCCAUCGUGUUCUGCGUGAGGAAAUCUCUCUGGCAAAACUUGUGAGGAUGAAGCCAGAGGAGCUUGUGUCUAAAGAACUUGCCUCAUGGAAGGAGAGGCCAGCGAGACCCGUGACAGAGGCCAGAGUUAAGUUGCAUAACGAAAGUAAGACGACUGCUGUUAAGCAGGAAACCAUCCCCGACCUGGAAGACUCCCCCCCAGUUUCCGAUUCAGACGAGCUGCAGGAGUCGGUGCGUGCGGCCCCGGAGCAGAGCGGCGCGCCCCUCCUAGACGUCUUCAGCAGCAUGCUCAGGGACACCACCGGCCAGCAUCGCGCCCACCUGUUUGACCUCAACUGUCGAAUCUGCACAGGCCAGGUCCCCUCUGCCGAGGACGAGCCAGCCCUGAAAAGGCCAAGGCCAUCCGGUUCUGCUAAGAAGGAAGAGGCCAGGUCCAAGUGUGACAGCGCUCCCUCGGAGCCCACGCCUCCAGCCAAUGAGGGGACACCGGACAGUCCCCCCGAAGGCACUGCUGAGCCCGAGCUGAAGCACACGCCUUGCCCAGAUGCAGAGAUAAGCCAUCCCCCUGUCCCUCCAGGGCUUGGCCAUCCAGAGCCUGCGCCCCUGCAGGACUUCACCUCCUUCCCGGCUUCCUGUGGGAGCCCAGUGGUCACCACAGUCACAGUGUCUGGUAGAGACCCCAGAACUGUACCAGGUGGCGUGGGUGCAGUGACAGGCACUGUGGCAGCCCGUCCCACCAGCGGCCUUCUCCCAGAGAGCGCUCACCCAGUGGAAGCCAAACAGGACGUGUUGAAGCCCGCUCUGGCCUCCGUGGUUCUGCCCAAGUCCAUUCUGGCCAAGCCAUCCUCUUCACCUGAACCAAGGUAACUGUCCGUGUCACUGUCACCAAGCAUCAGCAUUUCGGAGUCACGGUCCCCACCAGAGGGAGACACGUCGCUCUUCCUGUCUCGGCUUGGCACCAUCUGGAAAGGAUUUAUCAACAUGCAGAGUGUGGCGAAAUUCGUCACAAAGGCGUACCCUGUUUCUGGGUGUUUGGAUUACCUCAGCGAGGACCUGCCAGACACCAUUCACAUUGGCGGGCGGAUCUCACCGAAGACGGUUUGGGAUUAUGUUGGCAAACUCAAAUCUUCUGUGUCUAAGGAGCUGUGCCUGAUCCGUUUCCAUCCCGCCACGGAGGAGGAGGAGGUCGCCUACAUCUCCCUGUACUCUUACUUUAGCAGUCGUGGCCGUUUUGGGGUUGUGGCGAAUAAUAGCAGACAUGUCAAGGAUCUCUACCUGAUCCCACUGAGUGCUCAGGACCCCGUCCCAUCCAAACUCUUGCCUUUUGAGGGACCAGGUAAGCGCCAGCUUUCUGGGUGGUAA